Messenger RNA from Nematostella vectensis (starlet sea anemone), 1642 nucleotides. RefSeq lists its product as uncharacterized. Bases 67 to 591 code for a protein of 174 amino acids. The record is from RefSeq and is a predicted model, not a curated record. The transcript is spliced from 3 exons. NCBI's taxonomy places the organism in Eukaryota, Metazoa, Cnidaria, Anthozoa, Actiniaria, Edwardsiidae.
AGAAUAGCUAUACGCUCGAUAGAAUCUUGCAUCGCGACACAGAGAAAACCACAUAGGAAACCCCGAAUGUCCCCUUUACUACUAGUUCUGUGUUUUGUGGCUAGUACAGCAGCAGCAGCAUGCCCGUAUGGGUACUUUAAGGACGACGUGUCCUUUGAGUGUUUCCCGUGCUCAUCCGUGUGCAAGCAAGGAGACCAUCUUUACCCACGCUGUAAGGAUCAAUGCGAUAAAGUGACUAUAGCUCCAGGCUCAAAAACAACAGCCGCGACCCUUCAAACAACCCAGGCCACAACCCCAGCGACAACGCCAGACAAUCGACAAUAUUUGUCACGCAGUCCUGACGCGUCACGCAGGACCGACACACGGCGCAUUGACGAAGAUGAAAUCGUAACAACUGCAGUACUUGCCUCUAUUUUUGGUGUCAAAAGGAUGGUUGUCAUGGUUGCGACGGCUGUGUGGUGCUGUCGAAAAAGGAGAAAGAACAACCACCGGUCUUACACAGAAAGCAUCAGGAGUAAAAAAGAAAACUUUUUCUGCUAUCUGCAUGCCUCAUUGGGUGGUAGAAUGCUUUUUUGGCUUACCAGAUCUUGAUGGCACGUGAUUAUUGUUUCAAAGGCUUCCUAUGUGAUACACUCGGUUGCAAGAAACGGCCCAACAAGCCAGUUACAUGCACCGAUGACACUGAUGACUCACCGGAUGAGACCAUGGUUUGAGACCAUCCUACAUGCAGGGGUAGAGGUCAGAGAAACAACUCAAACAUGUGACGAAAUCCACUGUAGUUGUAGACUAGAGAAUAGUAUUUUGACCAUCUCGAUCGCACGGGGAUUAGAGGCUAGAGAAACAUAUCAAACUUAGUCCAAGGCAAGAGCAGCAACACAAGUAGUAAAAGUUUAGAUGAGGAAAUCUUUAAUCUUUAGAUGCAAGGUGUAGAUGUGGUUAUGUUUAGAUAUGAGAUAAGAUGAGCGUAAACGUAAAAAAACAGAAUUUGCACAGUAUUCACUGGCUAUUCCGCAGCAAUUCUUUAUUAUACUUACACGGAUAAUCAAACCAUUUAUUCGAUAGUGAUGGGGAGUGAACAUCCGCUGUGAUUUAAGACUUGCAAAAGAAAAAAAAGAAGAAGAACGGACCAUGCGCGUACCAAGGGGAGUGUGCAGGGGCCAAAAAGUGGGUAAUUUCUUAUUGAAGUAGCGCCCCCUCCCCCCCACCCCCCCCCCACCCCAGACCCCAACAGCAAAUCCUUGGCUCGCGCCUGAGUAAGGACCACAGGGUAACUUUACAAAUGUUACCUAAAAAUAAUUUUUGAUUGAUGACAUGGGAUUUUUCCCUUUUAAUGGAAUAAGAUAAAUAUUUCAAAGCCAAACAAGUAUUUAGAAAGGUGACACUUCACAGAGGUUAUUUAAAUCCAUUACAGCGAGUAUAUAAAUAUCACAGUGAGUACACACAUCUUGCUGAUUUGAGCCGGGUGUCCAACUUGUCGAGUGUUCUUUUAUUUAUACAUUUUCAAAUUAUAACGAUAUGAGAUAUCUAACGAUUUGUAUGUAUAAUACAUACAUUUUCCACCCCAGGCUAUGAGAUAUUUCAUUGAUUUGUAUGUAAUCUAUCGUUCCUAUUGCUCUACAAUAAAACAGCGUGUUUAAUAUGA